Molecule: messenger RNA, 468 nt
Organism: Macrosiphum euphorbiae (potato aphid)
Lineage: Eukaryota; Metazoa; Arthropoda; Insecta; Hemiptera; Aphididae
Source: the annotation of a GenBank genome assembly
AUGUUGAAUCUUAAAGUGAUGAUGUUUGCGUGCUUGUCUGUCACCGCCGUUUUCUGUGAAAACGACCAAAAAAGAUAUAAUAGUAACACGGAAAGUUGUCUAUUGGAAACAAAUAUGUCAAGAGAUGAAUUUCAAGCUAUGCUUGCGACGGAAAAUGAUAGCCAAUUAGUAAUACUAAAGACACAAGCCCAUAAAUGUAUGUUUGGUUGUAUGAUGAGAAAAAACCACAUAAUUAACAAUGGCAUUGUUUCUGUGGAUGUGUUGAACGCAUAUGUACUGAAUUUCUAUGGGACAUCCGAUUACAAAAGACGUUUGAUUAGUAAAAAGGUGGAACAAGUCGUCGAUAUUUGCACAAAGAAAGAUAACUUGCCGACUGAAGAGUGUGCUUUGGCCGGAAUCUUAAUUCCUUGCAUAGCGGUAGAAGCCAACAAAGCGGGUCUAGCCGAUGAAUAUCCAGAGCAACCGUAA